Molecule: messenger RNA, 2645 nt
Organism: Malania oleifera
Lineage: Eukaryota; Viridiplantae; Streptophyta; Magnoliopsida; Santalales; Ximeniaceae
Product: transmembrane 9 superfamily member 8-like
Exons: 7
Coding region: 284-2203 (639 amino acids)
Biological process (GO): protein localization to membrane
Cellular component (GO): membrane
Source: RefSeq, a predicted model, not a curated record
GAAAAUGAUCAACGGCCCAGAAACGACAAAGGGGCUGGCUGAUCAUCCUCGUCUUCCAAUCCCCCAGUUCGGUGCAGGUCGUUUCCCAUUCUUCUCGUCUUAUUAGAAAACCCCAAAACCAGAGACACGGAGAGAGAGAGAGAGAGAGAGAGAGAGAGAGGAGGAGGGAGAGGGAGUGUCUGUGUUUGUGUGUUGGUGUGGGUGGAUGAGUGUGGAAGUGUGAGAGAGGGCGUUUGAGGAUCUGUAGAUCUGUGGUAGUUUUGCAUCUUCUUCCUGUUUUGCCAUGGCUGUUCGCGGCCUUCUCGCUUCGCAGCUAUGGAUCGCUGUGUUUCUUCUUCUGUUCGUCCAUGGAUUUUCCUUUUACCUCCCAGGCGUCGCUCCGCAGGACUUCCAGAAGGGAGAUUUGUUGAAGGUGAAAGUGAAUAAGCUUACUUCCACAAAAACACAGCUUCCUUACUCUUACUAUUCCCUCCCAUACUGUCACCCACAAUCCAUAGUUGACAGUGCAGAGAAUCUUGGGGAAGUUCUUCGUGGUGAUCGUAUUGAAAACUCUCCUUAUGAGUUUAAAAUGCGCGAACAUCAAAUGUGCAAUAUUUUAUGUCUUAUUACUCUAAAUGCAAAAACUGCAAAGAGCUUUAAGGAAAAGAUAGAUGACGAAUAUCGGGUGAACAUGAUUUUGGAUAAUCUCCCUCUUGUUGUGCCCUUCCGAAGGCAAGAUCAGGAAUCUAUAAUCUAUCAAGAUGGCUAUCCCGUCGGCCUCAGGGGACAGUAUGCUGGAAGUAAGGAUGAAAAGCAUUUUAUACACAACCAUUUGGCAUUUACAGUCAAGUUUCAUAAGGAUCUACAGACUGACUCAGCAAGGAUUGUGGGAUUUGAGGUCAAACCAUUCAGUGUUAAACAUGAAUAUGAAGGCAAAUGGGAGGGGAAGAAGACACGUUUAACAACCUGUGAUCCUCAUGCUAAACGAACUGUUUCUAACUCUGAGUCUCCACAAGAGGUUGAAGAUAAGAAGGAUAUUAUAUUCACAUACGAUGUUGAGUUCCAGGAAAGUGAUAUAAAGUGGGCAUCACGAUGGGAUACUUAUCUUCUGAUGGCUGAUGAUCAGAUUCACUGGUUUUCAAUUGUUAAUUCUUUGAUGAUUGUCCUUUUCCUUUCGGGCAUGGUGGCUAUGAUUAUGUUGCGGACGCUGUACCGGGAUAUCUCCAAGUACAACCAAUUAGAAACCCAAGAGGAAGCACAAGAAGAGACAGGGUGGAAAUUGGUCCAUGGGGAUGUUUUCAGGCCUCCAGUUUACUCAGAUCUACUCUGUGUGUAUGUUGGAACAGGUGUUCAGUUUUUUGGGAUGAUUCUUGUCACCAUGAUUUUUGCUGUCCUUGGAUUCCUUUCCCCAUCAAACAGGGGUGGCUUAAUGACAGCCAUGCUCUUACUUUGGGUUUUCAUGGGUCUUUUUGCUGGAUACUCAUCAGCACGUCUGUACAAGAUGUUCAAGGGAACAGAAUGGAAGAAAAUUACCAUAAAAACAGCUUUCAUGUUCCCUGCAGUUGUCUCCGCAAUUUUCUUUGUCUUAAAUACUCUGAUUUGGGGUGAGAAAUCCUCAGGAGCAGUACCAUUCGGAACAAUGUUUGCUUUAGUACUCUUGUGGUUUGGCAUCUCAGUCCCACUUGUAUUUGUGGGUAGUUAUGUAGGUUUUAAGAAGCCAGCAAUCGAGGACCCUGUGAAAACCAAUAAGAUCCCAAGGCAGAUUCCAGAACAGGCAUGGUAUAUGAACCCAGUGUUCUCUAUCUUAAUCGGUGGCAUACUCCCAUUUGGCGCUGUCUUUAUUGAGCUCUUUUUCAUCCUUACCUCGAUCUGGUUGCAUCAGUUCUAUUACAUAUUUGGGUUCCUCUUCAUUGUCUUCCUCAUCCUGAUUGUGACUUGUGCUGAGAUCACUAUUGUGCUAUGCUACUUUCAGCUCUGCAGUGAGGACUACCACUGGUGGUGGAGAUCAUACCUGACUUCAGGUUCCUCUGCUCUCUACCUUUUCCUUUAUGCCGCUUUCUACUUCUUCACAAAACUUGAUAUCACAAAGCUGGUGUCUGGGAUCUUAUACUUUGGGUACAUGCUGAUAGUCUCAUAUGCAUUCUUUGUGUUGACCGGGACAAUUGGUUUCUACGCAUGCUUCUGGUUCACGAGGCUCAUCUACUCAUCAGUCAAGAUUGAUUAAUCAUAAAUGCGCCCUCAAGGAGAUGACUGGUUUACUUUCUACACGAUAGAUUGCUGCAAAUCAUCUAUCUCGUGGAAUGAAAAUGCUGGGGCACUAAUCGUUCUUCCCAAGUUCCUGCUUGGCAUCAGCUUUGAAUCUAAAAGAUCUCACUGAAAUGCUUCUCUUUUAACAUUCUUGGUACGGAUUCUUGAGUGCACUAUGAGUUCUACCUUUUAAUAGUUUUUUUUUUUUUUGGUUAAAUUUUACUUUUGUCAUUUUUAGCCACUCUGUAUGGGACAUUAUUGAGGAUGAUUUGUCAAAACAAUUUUACUCACCUCAAAUGACUAGAGUCUGCCAAAGCAAAAGACACUAUUGAGUCGGGCGUUUGUGUUGCUGGACUUGAACGUGGUGAACUGUUAUCCUUUCUUACCACACAAGGAAUGCUAAACCUAUUAUUUCUUUC